This is a messenger RNA of Panicum virgatum (switchgrass), 405 nucleotides long. RefSeq lists its product as uncharacterized. The record is from RefSeq and is a predicted model, not a curated record. The transcript has a single exon. Lineage: Eukaryota; Viridiplantae; Streptophyta; Magnoliopsida; Poales; Poaceae. The annotation marks the transcript as partial.
UUCUCUUUUUUUUCAUCAAAUAGGAUGGAUGCAAAUACUUCCGAGCAGCAGCCACAGAAUCCAAGUGAGGCAGCAGAGGCAUCAGUUCCAUUAGAUGUGUUACCUGAUGAUGAUGAGAGACUAUAUCCUGAGUUUGUUGGCAAUUUGCCACAAUUCGAAGAAACAGAUGAGGAGGAGGAGGAGGAGAAUAAUGACAUGGCUGUGAAUGGGGAUGAUGAGGAUGUAGAUGACUUCCCGAUGAUUGAAUAUGACAAAGAGAAUCCUUCUCUUGAAGAGGGCAGUGUAUUUCCAUCAAUGGUUGCUUUACGGAAUGCACUUGCUACCUACUGUCUUAAGAAUGAAUAUGAUUACGAAAUCGACAAGAGUGAGCCAAGAAGAUUAACUAUGCAUUGUGUCUUCAAGAGG